AAUGAAGAAGGGUUUGACAAAAGUUGCAUCGAAGAAAACCGAGAAACCGUUUCUGCUUGAAGAGUUGCCUUCAUUGCCACUCGGUGAUAUUGUGAAACAAUUGCCAAUGUUCGAGCUCGUGAAACUGGCGUUACUAUCUCAAAAAGCAAAGAGAUGGGUAUUGGAGCACUCGCGUCGACAUCUUGUUCAAUUGACUGUCAAUCUCGGAGAAACGUUCAUCAUCAAAAUCGGAUAUGACGGAGAAGCAACCAACGAGAUUGUGAACAUAAAACUGGAUGAUAUGCCUCCAAAGAGGGUGUAUAGAACUAGGAGCUCAACGAGACUGCCAAUGAAUUUAUUGAAAAUUGACCCCAUUUUCCCAUCAUGCUGCGCCAAAAACACCUAUGGAACUCGAGUCGAAACAGUGAAGUAUUUGAUUAAAUACUUUUCAAAGACGUUCAAGAUGAUCUCGAUGGAACUCACCUUUGAUAAGCAGCCCGACGCUGUGAUUCUUGAUAUCAUCAACCUUGUGAAUCAUUUGAAAAUCAAAAUGGAUACUCUGGCAGUUGCUGGAAAGAACAACAGCGACGAAGUGUUCAAGUGCAUCAUUGAUGAAGUUAGCCGAGUUUCGUCUCUUCAAAUCUGGGGAUUCCCAAAUGGCGAAAGACUGUUGGGCUUGAAUGAUGAUUAAAAUUUUCUGAACUUGAAUAACUUUUGAUAAUUUUUUGUUUCUAAUUAUAAGGUCAAAUGUUAAGCCUCAGUAAUAAAUCCAUGUAUUUCUUUCCUCUUCCAUCUGUUUUUUUUUCGUAUUCCUCACUUUCGCUUUUCCCAUUUUUAGAUAUCCUAUAAAUUAUCAAAAAAAGUUCAACUAAUAAAAUAUUGUCCAU
Messenger RNA from Caenorhabditis elegans, 866 nucleotides. It is a transcript of the gene F23D12.4, whose product is annotated as F-box domain-containing protein. NCBI's taxonomy places the organism in Eukaryota, Metazoa, Nematoda, Chromadorea, Rhabditida, Rhabditidae. The record is from RefSeq and is marked reviewed.